Molecule: messenger RNA, 813 nt
Organism: Tetrapisispora phaffii CBS 4417
Lineage: Eukaryota; Fungi; Ascomycota; Saccharomycetes; Saccharomycetales; Saccharomycetaceae
Gene: KRE9
Product: Kre9p
Exons: 1
Coding region: 1-813 (270 amino acids)
Biological process (GO): (1->6)-beta-D-glucan biosynthetic process; cell wall biogenesis; fungal-type cell wall organization
Cellular component (GO): extracellular region
Source: RefSeq, a predicted model, not a curated record
AUGAUUUUUAAGGUAUUAUUUUUUAUAUUCACUUUAAUUUCUUUUGUGUUGGGUGAUGUUGAACCAUAUAGGCCAGUGAAAAAUUCUGUAUUCACUCCAAACAAUGGUAUAGUCUCGAUUGAAAUCGAUUGGAUUGACAACAAUGCAUAUCCAUCCAUGUCAAAAUUCUCAUAUUUUUCAUUCGUUCUAGAGACAGGUCCUAAUACUAACAUUCAUCCUGUCGCAACUUUAGAUUCUGAAAUUCGUUUAGAAGAUAUAGAUCUUUCAUCUUCCGGUACGUAUAGUUACACUGUGUCAUUCCCUAGUUCCCGAACUGGUGAUGGUCAAUAUUAUAUUCAAAUUUAUGGUUUUGUUGAAGGGGAAGGUUCCACAAUUCAUUACACUCCAAGAUUCACUCUUGCAUCAAUGACUGGCUCCACGUCUUACACGUACACAGAUUCCACACAACCAGUUCCACAAACUUCUAUUGUCACUUCAACAAGUACGAAUAGUAUUAAUUCUGCAUCUUUUUCAAUACCAUACUAUUCACAAUCCGGUGUGUCUAGAUUCGCUCCAAUGCAAACUCCACCAGUUUCUACCGUAACUGCAACAACAUGGACAAGAAGAUUUCCAACUAGUGGAGUCACCUAUUAUACUUCAUUGAGUACAAAGGUUGUGCAACAAACUACAAUCACUGCAGGUUGGUCUGGUUCAGUCACUAGUGACGUUAACUACGCCACAAGAGCAGCUAUGCCUUCUGAUAAUGGUAGCUGGUAUAAUCCAUCUCAAAGAAUAUCGUUAACUCCAAGAAAAGUAAACUAUAGAAAAAUUUAA